AUGCACAUGCACAUGCAUGACGUCGGACCGAUUCCACGAUGCAUCUUUCAAUUCAAUGAGUAUAAGGACGGUGUGGAGGAAAUCAAGGACAUCCUGGCAGGUAUCGACGCUUCAAAUGCUGUACAUUAUGGGAUGAUUGGAGGUGUGGAAGAGUGGCCCUCGAAUGACGCUUCUCACAAACUUGUGAAAGUUGUCCGAUCAAUAACACAAAAAAAUGUUGAGGCGUUUGUGAACAUGCCGGCCUGUUUUUCCAUUGAAAGCAAAUUAAUUGGAAGGUUGCUCGAGGUGGAUGAGGAGAAUGGCAUUAUUUUUCGACUAUUGAAGUACCGGAGAGUGUUAUUUCCGGAACUUUUGGGGCGGUGCACUCUGCACGCAUUCCUGCGUAGAGACUUUGUGGAAAAUAUAAUGCCGGGCCUCAACGAGUUGCCUCCACCAGGACGUCGUCGGCGACAGAGAUGUGUGCUGCAAUCGAACCCCGAAAAGCAUCCAAGCAGACCCGUUGCAUUAAUAACGCUGGACCACACUGCUCCCAUGUUGCAUGCAUAA
Molecule: messenger RNA, 546 nt
Organism: Trypanosoma rangeli
Lineage: Eukaryota; Euglenozoa; Kinetoplastea; Trypanosomatida; Trypanosomatidae
Product: retrotransposon hot spot (RHS) protein
Exons: 1
Coding region: 1-546 (181 amino acids)
Source: RefSeq, a predicted model, not a curated record